Eimeria mitis is the source of this 7263-nucleotide messenger RNA. RefSeq lists its product as uncharacterized. The record is from RefSeq and is a predicted model, not a curated record. Gene Ontology annotation, biological process: protein folding in endoplasmic reticulum. Gene Ontology annotation, cellular component: membrane; cytoplasm. Bases 1 to 7263 code for a protein of 2420 amino acids. Lineage: Eukaryota; Apicomplexa; Conoidasida; Eucoccidiorida; Eimeriidae. The transcript is spliced from 9 exons.
AUGGCCUGCUGUGCAGCAGCGGCCGAACACAGCUGCAGCAGCUGCCGCAGCUCCCCCGGGAUCAGGUCUUGCGUCUCACGCCUUGUCCUAUUGUUGUUGCUGCUAACAUUUGUGUUUGGUGUUACUGCACACGCUGCUGCAGAAGGAGGACUUCCUGCGGCGAUUUCUCUUGCACAGAAACAGCGACAGGAAUUACCGCAGCAGCAAAAGCCGAAACAGAAGGAGCAGCAGCCGCAGCGGCAAGACCAAAAGCAGCAGUACCAGUUGCAGCAACGGGCUUGCGCUGCCGCUCCUCUGAAGGUAUUUGACCUAGAAGGGGUGUCAGAAGGAGCAUCAGGCAAAGAGGGAGGCUUGCCGGUACCGCUUUCACCAGCAGCCAUAUUAGGCACAGGGUCAUCGCCGCUGGACGGGGGCAAGAAGGUGCAGCGACAGCCAGAUUCAGCAACACCACCUGCUGCUUCAGAAUCCUCAGAAAGUCGCGAACCGCAGCAUCAGCAGGACACUAUUGGACGGGCAGCAAAAGAUACGGCUUUCGCCACCACCAGCCCCACUCCUCGCAGUUCAGUAGAACAGCAAACACACCUGCAGGAGGAGCAACUACAAAGACAGAAGCAACAGCAACAGCAACGGAGUCAACGUCCACAUGUGGGCAGCAAAACGUCAGGGGUGUUUAUUGCAUUCAAGCAGCUUGCGGCGGCUGCAGCAGCUGGUGCUGCCGUUGCUACAAGAAAGAGGUCUGGGGCCUCUCGCUCUGGAUUGCAGUCGUCAACGCAGCGGCAACAGCAAAAGCAGCAUCAGUGGGAGUCACCGCCACAGCAGCCUUCGGUGGCUUCCCUGUCAAGGAUAUCUCCGCCUUCGGAUGCCAGCGAGCACCGCCGCGCGACCUGGGCUGAUGCAGAUAGGACGCCUGACGUGGCCCCUGCAGCUGCAGCAGCUCCAGCUCACUCAGCUGCUGUGAAACUUUUAGCAACUCGUGAAAGCCCCACAGGUGCAGCACAUCCUAUUGGUACGUCGACUGCAGUGGGGCUGCGGCGCCUGCUAAAGGCCGGACAGUGGCAGGAACAAGCAGACGAAGCGUUACCGAGUGCUGUGUGCAGCUGGGGCUCGUCUACAGUGUGGUUCAUGCAGUGGUGUUACUCUUUAGGCUCAUGCACUGCAGCAGCAACCCGCGGAGGUCAUGUAGUUACAACAGCACUACGUGGGGAGUCUGCAUCCGAUGCAGCCGCGGCGGCAACGUGUCCCUGCGUCGCUCCACGCAUGCCCGUCCUGUUGCGCGAUGAGCCGUUGCGCGGGCAGGAGAGGGUACAGCAGAAACAGCACGAGGGAAUCACACGAGCAAUCCUAGUGUUUCAACCGCAACAAGUGCUGCUUUGCUGCGCGGAAGGAAGUUACCCUCUUCAGCUUGGUCGUGCUCUGCAGAAACUCCAGUACAGUCUGUCAGUCGCCGCCGCUGCAUAUCACGAACACGUUUUUGCACCAGAAGCAGCACCGGCAUCCGGUAAAUGGCAUCAACUGAACGGGGAGAAAUACGGACAGAAUGCAGUUGCAUCGAAAGAAACCACCCCAUCAGCUACACGUGAGGACAUUGCAGAGGCAGAGUCUCUUAAAGCUGCAGCUGCUGAACGUGCAGUAGCUGCUACAGGCUCCUCGCCAAAUGCACUUGCAUUCGAUAGAGCAGAACAGCAGCAACGUGAGCUGUCCCCAGAGGCCGAUGGGGAGCCAGACGGAAAGCAGAAACAAGGCGCAAAAUCGGACAGCAAGCAGUAUCAAGCGACAAAAGAGAAGCACGGAAGGCAACAAGAGCAGCAGCCAACUAAUCAGCAAGUUGACCACCAGCAGCAAGAACUCUCAUCAGUAUGGGGGGGUCAGAUUGUUUCGUGGACAUGGCGGCGCUCGUGCAUGCGGCAACGGCAACUGUCAAAACGUGAAUCAGCAGAAGCGGCAGCAGUAACGGCAGCUGCGCUUUGCUACAGACCUCCAGCGCCCACGUCACUGGCACUGCAGCUCUUGCUGCUGCUGCUGCCGCACGACCUUGCAGUGCGCCUCCUUGCCGACGCGAAGACUGCGGAGUGCAAGCAGCCUCAGCAACAGCAGCGGUCGCAGCAAGUGCAGCAGGCUCCUUGGCAGCAGGCGGAUCCAGCGCAGCCGGAGAACUUAUUCCAACAUGAAGAUAUGAAGAAUCAUGCGGUACAUCGGGAACCUCGCAACGGCACAUGCGCUGCUCCUGUGGAGCGGCUGAGCAGUGUAAAUAGCUGUACAGUGCCUUUUGACGACCCCAGUUGGCCUGCUCUUCAGUUUGCAGGGAGAAGUGGCGAGGCAGAACAGCAACAGGAUGCUUUUAACAAACUGGAUGCCAAGGAGGGCGUGCGCUUUGAGCUACAAAGAGAGGAGGAGCAGCAGCAAGCUCAACCAUCCCCGCAGCACCUGAACCAGCAGCAGGCCACGCAGCAGGAACAGACAACCAAUGGGCCAGUCCAGGAGGGGGUAGAAUUACAAGACGAUUCGGGGUACCAGCAACUGCAGCAGCGACAGUAUGAUGCGCAGCCGGUAGCAUAUCCGGAGCACCAUAGCCACCUGGAGCAUGAGCAACAGAAGCACGAAAAACUGGCGGAGCAGAUCCAGCAGCUGGACAAGAACGCCGCUGGGUCCCUGGCGCCUGCUGCUUCUGCUUCCACGAAACUGCAUGCAGAUUCGCAUGGCCCUUCAGCAACGUCUGCAGUCGGGGGGGUCCCGGGGGCUCCUCAGCUGUAUGGGCGAGGUUUCGUGCAGGGCGAACAGCUGCCCGCAUCCUUUUUGCGUCUGCACUUCAACUUUGCGUCGCUCGACGCGGGAGCGCGGAUCAUCGCCUCGAGUCCUGGGAUGCAGCACAUAAAGGCGGUGCAGAGGCCUGACGCAGAUACGUACAUGCUUGCACCAUGCGACCUGCCGUCCAAGUACUUUGUCCUUUCUUUUUCGGAAACACUCAAGAUAGACUUCGUAGUAAUGCAGUCCUUCGAGAUCUACGCUAAUGCCUUCUGGCAUAUUCAACUGCUCGGGGCCGACACCUAUCCAACAGGGCAGUGGCGCCUCAUAGCAAACCUCCAGACUGCAGCAGAUGUCUCUUCGGAGCUCUUCGAUCUCAAAUCCGAAUGCGCUGCUCUCAGUAGCUGCUGGGCCAAGUUUCUUAAGGUUCGAUUGCUGACCCACCAUGACGAGGGUCCGCAUUAUUACUGCUCCCUCACCUCAUUUCAGGUUUUCGGGGCAACAGGCGUGCAGUUCCUUGAGACACAAAUUCACGAUGAGUUUGGCGAUACCGCCCAAGGAGCAGAGGGGGAAGUCUCUGAAGGGGCCCCUUCUUCCAGCGGCCUUCCCGCCGUUGGUUCACCUGCUGUAAUUACAGCUUCCGGGGGCUCUUCCGCUGGUUUCGCCCCCAAAGAUUCUCGACAAACCGGGGUCGAGGCUUCCCCUCCAUUGUUUGGCCCAGACCAGCCCGGCUCUCUUGCAGGAAUUAGACAGCAGCUGGAAGCAAUGCAAAGCGUUUCGGUUGAUGCUCAUGGGCACCAAGACUCGCAGCAACAUGAGAGAGAGCACGGGACAGUUGCUAAAACACCCCAGCAGCUUGGCGAGAUCCAGAGCGGCCACGUCAGUGCCGCAUCUGUGGAGCGUUUGCAUAACCGUAAUCCCGUCCCUAAGGAUGCCAUUGCUUCUUUGGAGGUGGACAGUCUGCAUAGAAGCACCGAACGCACUGGAACAUUUGAUAGGGCUGCGGAGGCGCAUUUGCUCCAUUCAGAACGCCAGCGAAGAGGCCUCUCAGCUGAAAGGCACAGUGGCAGCCCGUUGGAUGCGCCGACUGACGCGGACGCCCUUGCAGCUGUCUCAACAGAUCCGGAGACAGAUGUUGGCGGACAAAGGGUAACGCAACAGCAGCAGCAGUGGCACAACCUGCUCCGAGUUGAAGAUGUGGAAACACAAGGCGCUGCUGCGUUGAAUGCACUCUCAGGUGCACUUGAGAAGGCCUUGCAACAGCAGCAGCUUCUUAGGCAGAAACGCCACAGCCAGCAACAGGAGCACCUUGACCUUCAACAUGAUGUUCUAAUAGACGACCCGGCCUGGGCAGAGAUGGGCUACUCCUCUGUCUCAAUUCCUGGUCUGAGGGAGGUGCUUAGCUUCAAAGGCAAUCUGAUAGACUCCACGGUGUGUACUGCAAGCAACAGCAACAACGCUCGGAGCGUUUGGCAAGGCUAUAACCCACUCAUUCAGCCAACCACUAGCCGUUAUGUCUGCAUCCCUCUAGGGGAAGGGACGCCUACGGCUGGGGCAGCAGCCGCUGUUGCCUCUGCGAGCAAGCCCGGCGCAGUGCAUCAAGGUCACCUCGUUUCUGCAAACUCGAGUCCUAGCAAGAGCGGCAAACAGUUGGAAGUAGCCGAAGCGGCAACAGAGGCCCUACGGCAGGCAGCUGCAUACGCAAGGGCGUUCCUUUUGGAUGCCCUGCAACACCAGCAGCAGCAGCCGCAGCUGCAGCAGAGUCCAAUUAACGCAGCGUUCUUACGCUUUCUCAUGACGACCACGCCGGGCGACCAAGAUCAGCAGGCGGAGACACUCCGGGUGUUGUCGUUGCUGCUGCAGCCUCCCGCAGUGGACGUGAACUCAAACGGCGGGGCAGUUAGUGGAGAAGCCACGAGAGGCGGAAUGGCGGCGACACCACCCUUGGGCCCUCGCGAUACGAAGGGCGAGCACGUGCUGGUAAUGCUGCUGGAGAGAAUGAAGUCUUUGGAGGGAGAAACUGCAGCGUUUAAGGCAGCGGCUGCUGAGCGUCAGCAACAGCUACAGUUACAGCAGCAACACCUUCUGCAUCUCGCGCUCCUUGUCCAACUGCAGCAGCAGUUGGGUUCAUUUCUGUUUGAACGUCUAUCUGCGUUUGACGGCCUUAUUCCUCACUUAAACCCUUUGGUGCAGUUACUGGAUGAGUCCGAGGCCGCAGCAACAUCAGCAGCAGCAGCAGCACAAGAAGACGAAAGGCUGCAUGGCACUGUCCCUGCAGCCGCUGAGCAACAUCUUGACCCUCACUGCAACACGUUUGAUGGUAGCAGCAGUGGCGUCAACACCUCGGGGCAGCAGAAAGACCACCACCACCAACAGCAACACUGUCGCCACACUGCUAGACACCAUAUCUGGGGUUGGCCAUGGGAUGUACUUCAACAGCAGGUGCUUCAGUCACUGGAGUGGGUAUGGCGGUGGCUAGCAUUGCCUUUGAUGCAGUGGGGAGGCGACGUUAUUUUUGCUACUAGAGUAGCAGCACAGUUGCUGCAGCAGCUCUUUUGCAGUGACGCUGAGUCAGCAGUGGUUCAGCAGAGCUGCGCAGCAGCAUCUGGUCUUUAUCAUGGGGUUGCUUCGGUUGCAGGAUCAGUUGCAUAUGGUGUAAGAGUGGGCGCUGACAUCGUAUACCGCGGCAUUUCUGUCGUUCUAGCGCUUGUGGUAAAGACGUGGACUCGGCUGUUUGCUGCGGGCUACCAGGCGCCUCCACCCUUCUCACAUGACUGGUCCACUGGCAGCAGCAGCAGCGGCGGUCACUGGGCCGAAAGGUUUUUGAUGCUUCAGGAAAGAGGAAGUCCUCAAGCAGUAGAUUCGUCUCUUGCGACCCCGCUCCUGCUGCUUUUCGUUUGCUUUUUAACCGUUAGUAGUGCUUUCUUCUGGCGACUCCGUCGGGGACAGCGAGUUGCUGCGGCAGCUGCUGGAGAGUGCGCUCUGUUGCGUCGCUCCUUCGAGCUGCUGCAGCAGCAGCAUCAGGCAUUGGUCCAUCAGCUGCAACAGUACAAGAGGGAGCAGCAGCUGCUGCUGCUGUUGACGGCAAGUCAUCAUAACGGCAGCUCCUCCCGAAUGCUUUUGCAUCGCACAAAAUAUGAGACUUACGAAGCGGAUGCACAGCAGCGGCGACGAAAAGAGGUCCAGCUAGACGAUGCUGUAAAAGCGGAUUUGUCUUCGGGCAUAGUACGGGCUGCAGCUGCGCACCAAAGCACGGCUUUUGCUGAUGCUCCAGAGCCAUUUGCGUCUCCGUUGACAAGCCAAACCCAGCAAGAAGCAACGCCUGCACCCGAUACGACGUCGUCUCUUUUGCGGCGCCUGUCCACUUCUCUGGCCCCUACAGUAUUCCUUGGACUAUCACGAAACGCAGGAGAUGGACCCCACAUUGCGACUGCAGACUACGGGAGCAGCAGCAACAACAGCAGCAACUCCAGUGGUGACAAUGGUGGUGCCUCGCGGACGCCAGGGAGAGGCAGCGACGCGGUACUCCCGCACCGUCGAGAGACUGUGGCAAAACAGCAGGAAAGUUCCUGCUGGCCUCAUGAGCACCAAACCCAGCAGGAGCAGCAGGUGCAGUUUGCUGCCGCGACGCUGCUGCCAGCACUUGAUACGAAGGCUAUCAGGAGUCUCAAGCUUCAGCGCCACACUUUACGGCAGCGUCGCCAGGGGGGUGCCACAACUCCGGUGGCUUCCCCUGCUGCUGCAGCUGUCCCGGACGGUGAAACCCCAUUGCUGUCACCUUCAGUUAUCAGCGCAAGAGUCUCGGCACACACGCAGAAUGCCUACAUCUCAUCUGGAGCAGAGGCUGCUGCUAUUACAACUUACUCGGCUGCUCCUUCGCGAAGCAGCAGCAGCAGAAGCAGCAGUGUCUGUAGCGCGAGCGGUAAUCUACACGGGGUGGCAAAUUCAUAUUUGAAGUCACUGUGGGCAUCGCAGCUCGCUCGAGGCGGCACAAUACCGCAUGCUUCUCUUUUGUUGCAGUCGACACAGCGUCAGAUGGAAUCGAACCGCUCUAUAGGGCCUCCAGAAAGGCCUGAGCCAGAGAUAAGGGCGUCAAGCAAUCCUAGUAGCAGCAGCAGCAGCAGUAGCAGUGCGUGUGAGAGCUGUUUGUCAGUAGCGGCUGACGUAGCGGCCCCGCAAGGACCCAACGUCAGCUGCAGCAUGCCUGUGAGCGUCAUCUCCAAGGGCAGGAGAGUGACUGGUGGCGAACUGACUGACAAGUUUCGGACAGGAACAGGUGCCCUACCGUUGGUUCACAGCGAGGAGACGUUCGGUGCAUUCGUACCAGACGUCACCAGAUGCAGUGAAUCUGUGGGUGACAAGAUAUCCAUCGAGGCCAACGAUGGCGCCGGUAUGGCUCCUGCUUCUGCCGUCGGUCCCUCUACCGAACUUCAGCCGGAGCAGAUGCAUCUGCAGACUGCCUUGGCCUCAGGCACGGGACGUGAUGGCCGCCGCCGGCGGAAGAAGCGUGGUGCAGCGUAA